AGUCUCGACAGAAGCCCGAACCAUGUUGGUAUCUAUUUUGUUGGUAUCUUGGACAUACAGUGCAGCAUUAGGCUCAGGAUCAUUUGAAGGAUCCUCCUUCUUGCUGAGUUACACACCAACAGGGAGAACAGAUGUACUGGAACACAUGUACUUAUAUCUGACAGCCAACCAGAACGGCACCAGCUGCAACGUGACAUCGGGAUCAGGUUCAUCCACCAUGUUGCUAGAUACCAGUUUCCACCGGUAUAAUCUGCCUGAAACAAAUCACAUUAGCACAUUUGGCAUAUACCGGAAGAGUGCAGUUGAAGUUAGCUGUACAGGUGUUGUGCAAGUGUAUGCAUUGUUUGAUACUUUAACGGCUGCAACUUGUGCCUUUGGCGUCAUUCCGGUGUCAUCCCUGUCCACUGACUAUAUCGUUCCCUCUGUGAAUACUAACCCCACAUUGUCGAUAGCGGCAUCUUCAGACAACACGACCGUGGCAGUGCUCUUCACAUCAAAGUGUUCCUUCAGUUAUCAGAACAAUAUGUACCAUAACGGAGACAAUAUUACAGUAUUGUUAAACAGCCGGGAUGUUUUUCACAUUGCACACUUUGGAACCUCCCCGUCAUCCAAAUGUGAUUAUCAUGGUACACGGGUAUUCAGUACAAGUCCAGUGGCUGUAUUUUAUGGCUCAGGUUACACCACUGUCGACAACGCUUGCAAUGUGAAGUUACUAGACCAAAUAACGCCUGUAAGUUCUCUAGGAAAGGAUUAUGUUAUUCCUUUCACUGAUCAAAUGGACGUGAAUCAGGUUCGAAUAUUUGCACCUCAAGUUAACACGUCCAUUACUCUGACUGAAGGUGACAAGCAUUCUUCCUUCUCACUGCAACCCGGGCAGAUCCAUGUCCACAGCUUUGUUGAUGAUACUAUUGUUACCAUAUCAAGUUCUAGGCCUAUUAGUGUACAAAAAUUCGCAGGAGCUUAUGCUAAGUGUACAGCUUUGUCGUCAAUAGUACCACCAAUCAAUAAAUAUGGACACGAGUAUACUGUUCCAGAUCUUCAAGGAUACAACCACACAUUCACUCGUCAGCUUAGCAUUGUCGUAGACAGCAAUUGUACAAAUCAAAUUAGUGGUAACAGCCACUGGCGGAACGUAUCUGUUGGUGGUCAUCAGUAUUCUGUCACAACAUUACGAGCUCCGGCCACUCUGACCCAUCUGAACACGACCCCGGACUGCAGGUUCGGCAUUCACGUUUAUGGACGCAGCUCAGUUGGAGGCUAUGACUAUAAUGCUGUUCCUAUGUCAGAUGGUUCCUCUAACGAAAACAAUCUUCAGAAAGCAUUUACUUUGGUCUGUGAGACGAACAACUGGGUGGUGGAAGUGAACAUGGACAUGUUUGGUGCUGACGACCACUCUUCCUCAAAUAUCUUCAUGUCGACUGGAAUCUGUCAUGGCAUUGUCAGAGGACAUGUUCUGGUAUUCAACUACACCUACUCUGAUUGCAAUACACAUAUGAAGGAAAAUGGCACCGAUUACAUUUUUACAAACUACCUUGUUGAAUACCACGUUGAUCCUCUGACAAGCCUCGCAGACCGCGUCCUGUGGCGCUACGACAUUCAAUGUCUUCGUCCUCGCCAUGAGGUGGACUUCGUCACUGUCUCCCCAGUUGACGUCAACAACGCCAUCCAUGUCCAGUCCUCCAGCAAAGUCAAAGGUCACCAAGCGGACAUCAAACUAUUCAACGACAGCAGUUUCACCAAUCAGAUAUCAGAGAACCAUGUGUCUGUGAACGUGGGGGCUCGUGUUUACGUCCAAGUUCAAACCAAGAGCACUGCAGAUGUUAAACUGGUGGUUGACAACUGUUAUAUCAGCCCUGACAACAGGAGAGAUAACUCUACCAUGGUGUCUCUUAUUAUGGACAGAUGUGAGUCGAAUCAUUUCGUGCACAUUAUUGGAUCUGCGGACAAGGCCACCCGCUUCUCUUUCGACAUGUUCGAGAUUCCCCGCCGACACGACUUCGUCUACGUCACAUGUGACGUCAGCUUCUGCGACGUCAUGGACUUCUCUCAGGAGUGUCAAAACGGCUGUAAUCAACUGCAUCCAUGAAAAAGAGCACAUCAUGUCCAUUGC
This is a messenger RNA of Haliotis rubra (blacklip abalone), 2110 nucleotides long. RefSeq lists its product as uncharacterized. NCBI's taxonomy places the organism in Eukaryota, Metazoa, Mollusca, Gastropoda, Lepetellida, Haliotidae. The record is from RefSeq and is a predicted model, not a curated record. Bases 23 to 2086 code for a protein of 687 amino acids. The transcript is spliced from 5 exons.